Messenger RNA from Protopterus annectens (West African lungfish), 4946 nucleotides. RefSeq names its product sodium- and chloride-dependent GABA transporter 2-like. The coding region runs from base 3 to 1847 and encodes 614 amino acids. Gene Ontology annotation, cellular component: membrane. The transcript is spliced from 14 exons. NCBI's taxonomy places the organism in Eukaryota, Metazoa, Chordata, Ceratodontiformes, Protopteridae. Gene Ontology annotation, biological process: sodium ion transmembrane transport. The record is from RefSeq and is a predicted model, not a curated record.
CCAUGGAGAAAAAACCUGCUGUGGACCUGGAAGUUCCUAAUGGUGCAGCUGUACCAGAUGAUGUGUGUGGAGCAAAACCACAGAAGAUAAAAGAGAGAGGGCAAUGGAAUAAUAAAGUAGAGUUUGUGCUUUCCGUGGCAGGGGAGAUCAUUGGGCUGGGAAAUGUCUGGAGAUUUCCUUAUCUUUGUUAUAAAAAUGGAGGCGGUGCCUUCUUCAUUCCAUACCUCAUCUUCCUUUUUACUUGUGGGAUUCCUGUGUUUUUCUUAGAGACAGCCCUUGGACAGUACACAAGUGAAGGUGGUGUGACUGCCUGGAGAAAAAUCUGCCCAAUUUUUGAAGGUAUUGGUUAUGCAUCACAGGUAAUAGAAUCAUACUUGAAUAUCUACUACAUCAUUGUACUGGCCUGGGCUGUAUUCUACCUCUUCAGCUCUUUUGCUGCAGAAUUACCUUGGGCAAGCUGUAACCAUGAAUGGAACACAGAAAACUGUGCCGAAUUCCAGAAGAAAAACAGUUCCAUUGACUGGGUACCAUCACCAAAUGCUACCUCUUCAGUUGUUGAAUUCUGGGAGCACCGUGCCUUGAGGAUUUCCAGUGGAAUUGAACACUUGGGCACACUGCGCUGGGAGCUGGUGCUCUGUCUUCUUUUGUCCUGGGUCGUUGUCUACUUCUGUAUCUGGAAAGGAGUUAAGUCAACUGGAAAGGUUGUUUAUUUCACAGCAACCUUUCCGUAUGUCAUGCUCAUUGUCUUGCUUAUCCGAGGAGUUACCCUUCCAGGAGCUGCAAUGGGAAUCAAAUUUUAUUUGGCCCCAGACCUCUCCCGUCUUGCAGAUCCACAGGUAUGGAUGGAUGCUGGUACACAGAUCUUCUUUUCUUACGCAAUUUGCCAGGGUUGUCUGACUGCUCUGGGAAGUUACAACAAGUACAAUAACAAUUGUUACAGAGACUCCCUUGCACUUUGCUGUCUGAAUAGUGGGACGAGUUUUGUUGCUGGCUUUGCUAUUUUUUCUGUGCUUGGAUUUAUGGCUCAUGAGCAAGGUGUGCCUGUUUCAGAAGUUGCAGAGUCUGGGCCGGGGCUGGCAUUCAUUGCAUAUCCAAAGGCAGUUACCAUGAUGCCACUCUCACAGCUUUGGUCCGUUCUCUUCUUCUUAAUGAUUAUUUUCUUGGGCCUUGACAGCCAGUUUGUGUGCGUGGAGAGUCUUGUGACAGCAGUAGUCGACAUGUUUCCUCAUGUGUUCCGGAAGGGAAAACGACGUGAACUUUUUAUCCUGUGUAUUGCUGUGAUCUGUUUUUUGAUUGGUUUGGUAAUGUUAACAGAGGGUGGAAUGUAUGUCUUUCAGUUGUUUGAUUUCUAUGCAGCCAGUGGAACCUGUUUACUUUUUGUGGCCAUUUUUGAAGCAGUUUGUAUUGGCUGGGUGUAUGGUGCGGACCGUUUCUAUGACAAUAUUGAGGACAUGAUUGGCUAUAAGCCCCUGCCAGUGCUGAAGUACUGCUGGAAGUAUUUGACCCCAGCUGUCUGCGUUGGCACCUUCCUGUUUUCCCUGAUAAAAUACAGCCCUCUGAAGUACAAUAAUACAUAUGUAUACCCCACCUGGGGCUACGUCAUAGGCUGGCUGAUGGCAGUGUCGUCUAUGAUCUGCGUGCCACUUUUUGUCAUCUAUAUUGUUUGCAGAACCAAGGGACCAGUGGAAAAGAGAUUUUCUCAGCUGAUAAUUCCUUCACCAGAUUUACCUCAGCCAAAGAAGAACCAUACAAAGCUCACAAGCUUGGAAGAUCAAGAGGAAAAGUGCCAGCAGCCCGCCAAGGAACUGAAAGAUGGCCUCUUAGUGGAAAAUGAAGCAAAAUUUUAAAUACGUGUUGCGAAUGUGUAUGGGUCACACCCUAAAAUUUAUCUCUGAUUCCUGAACAAAGACUGAAGUUGUGAUUGUUUAUGUAGACUAGUCUGUUUAUUAUAGUCCUUGAAAUGCAUGUAAAUAUGGUAUGUCCACCCUCGUGACAACACCAUUGUCAGAGAAGUGGCAAAAUAUAAUAAUGUAAUCUACUGCCAACAAAACAAAUGGGUAGAAGCCUCAUAUAAAUCUCCUGGUAUGUCUCCAGAGUGGAAACAAAUGCAUUCAUUGCAUAGCAGAAAAACAGUAUGCCAGAAAGAGAAAUAUACUCAUUUCCCAACUUUACUACUUAAACUGAAGAAAUUGUUAUUUGAGGAUACAAUGAAAGGUAUUUUUAAUAUAGUAAUGGUAUAAUGUGAAUCAUGUUUGUUUUUCACUCUUCGUUGUGAAAGUCAGCUUAAAAUAGAGUUCAUUUUUGAAGAAACUCUUGUUUUUACAUGUAACAUCCAACACAGAGCUGUUGAUUUGCCAUUACGUACAGAUAAUGUACCUUUAAUAUUAUGGGUUUGUUUUACUACUGGAAGUGUUGCAGGUAUUGGUACACAGUCUUCUUGAUCCACAUCAGUACGCUAAGUUUUCUCACUGCUUUCUUUUUACCUUUAAGAACGUAUUCUUAAUGUACUAUUAUGUUUUAGGAUUCAGAUGUCAAAAAUACAUGACUGAAUGAAAAUGUCAGGACAAAAUGGUCUAGUCCAGAAAUGUACAUAUAAAGGACACAGUUUAAACCUAGUUGCAUUUUAAUGGUGGUAGAAAUAAUUGUCAAAAUUAGACAAACUAAUUUUCUCAUAUGCAUAGGACCUGGAUAGAUUAGGAAAGUAAUUUUGUGCUGAAAAAUAAAAUAUAUAAGUGCAUUAACCAUGAUUAUUAUUGCAGAAAUGCUUGUUUUAAGAGUAGUAUUUUAUUAUGUUCAUUACUCAAAGAAGAAAAAUUAUUGACUAGAAAUUCACCUGGACUAGGUCAAGAACAAGGACACAUUUAGUGCAACUUUUUCAGCGUGGAUUUUAAUUUGUUGUUGCAGCUUCAUAGACGGAAAUGGCAACCAUUGACAGACUAAGGCAAACAAGUUUAAAACUUAGCAGUAAUUUAUAACUUACUUCAUCUUAGUUUAGUCGUCUUUGCUCACAGAAAUAGACCUCUCUAAUUACCUAAAAGUCCCUGCCUUAGUACGUCCUGUAUCUGAUAGUAAAACAAGUCCACUAACACUAAGAUCGUUAAAUGUCAAUGUGCCACAUUUACCAAUAAACUACACAUUUGAAAGAGCAGACUUUUAGCUGGAGACAAGUUACCUACCCCUGAGUGGGAGCAUUUAUCAUAGGAUCCCCCUUACUUGAAUAUAUUAAUGCCAUUAUAAGUGAGACAAACUGCAUGAAUAAUACAGAACCCAAUAAAAAGACACCAGACUUCAAAAAAUUCAAUUAAACUGACAUACUCUUCCACACACUUAAACCCCCCACACCAACCCAACAAAACAAAAUUUGAAUCUUGCUUUUCAGCAACAGAAUGUAGUGAAGUGCAGCUUCGUAUGAAAUGGAACUCAGAUGUAGCAGUACAAUGACAGUGGAUUUGAUAACAGCUGAUUCUGUGAAAUGUAAGGCUCCCGAUCCAUCACACAUACUGCAUCAUGUCUACCUGUAUAAUGAUAGGAACUGCACAUUUAUAUCACAGGGGUUCGUUAUCAAACAAUGUGCUGGGAACCUAUGUUAUUUGAAAAGAAUAGUUCCAAACUCACAGGCUAAUCAUGGGGUAAAAACCAUUUUGUUCGAUACCUCGAGUCUUAAUCACCAUAAUAAAUUUUGCAUCCAGUCUAGAUAGCUAAUGGGGCCUAUCAAAUUGAAUGUUACUUGUAUCCACACUUUAUUUUUGCAGCUGAGAGACAUAUACAAGUAGUACUGAAAUAGAUUCCAGAUCUUUCUUUACAUGUUGCUUUCUUGUGUUUUUUUUUUUUUUAUACAUGCAUGUAAGUCAUUGAGAUUUGGCAGUCUGUAGUAUGAAAUAGGGACAAAAUAAUAUACUUCUUGUCACCACCAUAUUUCAGAAAUAGUGUUUCUGUUUUCUGCUUCAGAAAGUGAGUAAUGUUUUAUAUGUUCUUUUUGCUUUUAAUCAUAAUACAGAACAUAGUAAGGUGCAUACAUUUCUUUUCUUUUGCAGUAUCUACUUUGGGAACUUAAAAAGCUUUGGUCACUGAGAAUUUAAUGGGAUUAAUUUGUAAAAGUGACUUUGGUUAGUACUCUUAGCCAAAGACAGUUUUCAACAUUUUGUGUUACAUACUUUUAAUAGCAUGAACCAGUGUAAGCAAAUGAAUUAUUACCAACUUCUUAAAGUAUUCGAACAUGUAUUAGCAUGUUUGCUGUGGAAAGCACAUUCUCACUAAAAUAAAUAUACAUUGAAAUGCAUAGUCAAUUAACAGAAAUAAUGUGCUUAUACCUAUGAGUUAGGCUCAAUUGUCCGAAAUGAUAUAGUUAUUAUUAUACAGAGAAGUGCCUUUUCCAGUAGCUUUAUUAACAUGAUUUCCAGAUUCCAUGUGUGGUAUUAAGGAUAUAUUUAUAUAUUUACCCUAACUUAAAUUGUGCAGGUUAAGCCAGCUCACCAUAACAUCAGUUAUUAUCUGCUGCAUAUGCAAACAGUAAAUAUGUUAUUUUUCAUUAGUUCAUACCUUUAUUGGUACAUAUUACUUAUCAGUUAAUAAUUGUACUGCAAAACUCUCUUUGCAGGUAUCUUUGCUUGGUGUCAGCUAAAAAUAAAUCUCUUCACUUGGUGUCAACUGAAGGUAUUUCGUCCAAAGAUGAAUAUAAUUCUUUGGACGUUAUCAGUCACAUAGUGGAGCAGCUGGGCUUAAUUUUAAUCUGCAGAAUACAGAAUACAAUUUUAUUUUUUAUUAUUCACAUACCUAUGAAAUCUCUUGAGGUUAAGCAUUUUAAUUCUGUAACAUGUUUUUACAGCUCUGAUUUGUAUGUUUUACCUCUACGGUCAUGCAUAUAUUUCAACUUUAGUCAAGCAUGGAGGCCUUGACUUGGAUAGGAAGAUAUUUAACUGCAGAAUAAAUGCAUACAUUUCAAUUCA